CUGAGUUGCCGGGCGGGGCCUUCGUCAAAGGCCUGAGACGCGAACACCAGCUGCACUACAACUCCCGCCAUGCCUUGCAGGGUCGCCCUUUGCUGUGGCAUGCAAGACGUGCUGGGAGCGAGCGGUCCCGCGCGCCAAUGAGUUUGGUCAGGGCGCCGCCGCCUCCUCAGCCGCCAUGGAGGCGCUGAUCCCGGUCAUCAACAAGCUGCAGGACGUCUUCAACACGGUGGGCGCCGACAUCAUCCAGCUGCCGCAGAUCGUAGUGGUCGGGACGCAGAGCAGUGGAAAAAGUUCUGUGCUGGAAAGUCUGGUGGGGAGGGACCUGCUCCCAAGAGGGACGGGGAUAGUCACCCGCAGGCCCCUCAUCCUGCAGCUGGUCCACGUUUCGGCAGAGGAUCGUCGGAAAACAGCUGGAGAUGAAAACGACCCUGCAACAUGGAAACAUUCAAGGCACCUUUCUAAAGGAAUUGAUGCUGAAGAAUGGGGGAAAUUUCUCCACACCAAAAACAAGCUCUACACAGACUUUGAUGAAAUUAGACAAGAAAUUGAAAAUGAAACUGAAAGGAUUUCAGGAAAUAAUAAGGGGAUCAGCCCUGAACCAAUUCAUCUAAAGAUUUUUUCACCCAAUGUUGUCAACUUGACCCUUGUAGAUUUGCCAGGAAUGACAAAGGUGCCUGUGGGUGAUCAACCAAAGGAUAUUGAACUUCAGAUCCGAGAUCUAAUCCUUAGAUUUAUCAGUAAUCCAAAUUCAAUAAUUUUGGCAGUCACUGCUGCAAACACAGACAUGGCCACCUCGGAGGCACUAAAAAUAGCACGUGAGGUGGAUCCAGAUGGGCGGCGCACCCUUGCUGUUAUCACAAAGCUGGAUCUCAUGGAUGCUGGUACUGACGCUAUGGAUGUACUCAUGGGAAGAGUGAUACCUGUUAAACUUGGCAUCAUUGGUGUGGUAAAUAGGAGUCAAUUAGAUAUUAACAAUAAGAAGAGUGUGGCUGAUUCAAAUCGUGAUGAGUAUGCUUUCCUACAGAAGAAGUAUCCCUCUCUAGCCAACCGGAAUGGAACAAAGUACCUUGCUAGAACACUCAACAGGUUACUCAUGCAUCACAUCAGGGAUUGCUUACCAGAGCUGAAAACCAGAAUCAAUGUUCUUGCUGCUCAGUAUCAGUCUCUGCUCAACGGCUAUGGGGAGCCUGUAGAUGAUAAGAGUGCCACAUUAUUGCAGCUUAUAACCAAAUUCGCCACUGAAUAUUGCAACACUAUUGAAGGGACAGCAAAAUACAUUGAGACAUCGGAAUUGUGUGGUGGAGCUAGGAUUUGCUACAUUUUCCAUGAAACUUUUGGGCGUACCUUAGAAUCAGUUGAUCCAUUAGGUGGCCUGAACACCAUCGACAUUUUGACGGCCAUUAGGAAUGCUACUGGUCCCCGUCCCGCCUUGUUUGUGCCUGAAGUUUCAUUUGAACUGUUAGUAAAGAGGCAAAUCAAACGUUUGGAAGAACCCAGCUUGCGAUGUGUGGAGCUUGUUCAUGAGGAAAUGCAGAGGAUUAUUCAGCACUGUAGCAAUUACAGUACACAGGAAUUGCUGAGGUUUCCAAAACUUCAUGACGCCAUCGUUGAAGUUGUGACCAGUCUUUUGCGUCGAAGGCUACCGGUUACAAAUGAAAUGGUUCACAAUUUGGUAGCCAUCGAAUUGGCCUAUAUCAACACUAAACAUCCUGACUUUGCUGACGCCUGUGGACUAAUGAACAACAACAUUGAGGAGCAAAGGCGAAACAGGUUAGCCAGAGAGAUGCCUUCUGCUGGGUCACGUGACAAGUCUGCUAAGCCUCCUGGUGCCUUGGCACCAUCCUCCCAGGAGACCUCAACUACUGGUUCCACUGAGACUGAUGGCAAGACACUCCCUUCUAUGGGAGAUGGAGCUCAAGAAUCUGGAACAGGCAAUUGGAGAGGGAUGCUGAAAACUUCAAAAGCAGAAGAAAUAUUAGCUGAGGAAAAGUCAAAACCAGUAACAGUCCUACCUGCCAGCCCUCAAAGAGGCCAUGCUGUAAACCUGCUUGAUGUGCCUGUUCCUAUUACCCGCAAGCUUUCAGCCCGUGAGCAACGAGACUGUGAGGUGAUUGAACGCCUUAUCAAAUCCUAUUUCCUAAUUGUGAGGAAGAACAUUCAAGACAGUGUGCCAAAAGCAGUGAUGCAUUUUCUGGUUAACCAUGUGAAAGACACUCUUCAGAGUGAGCUAGUGGGACAGCUGUACAAAGCCUUAUUGCUGGAUGACCUUUUAACUGAAUCGGAAGACAUGGCUCAGCGCAGAAAGGAGGCCGCUGACAUGCAACAGGCCUUGCAACGAGCCAGUCAGAUUAUUGCUGAGAUUAGAGAGACACACCUCUGGUGAAGGACUUCGUCUUUUUGGUGAAGAAACCGAUGACUUGAAAAUUGCUAGGCAUUAUAUACUUAUGAACUCCUAUGUGUACUGCAGUAUGUAUAAAUCUGCUCAUGUAAAGAUGGUGUGGUUUGGCUUCCUACAGACAGAAAAGUAUGCUGUACUUUGUAAAACAAAUCAUAUUUAAUCCAUAUUUCCCUACCAGUUUUUUCUGGUACAAAGACCAAGUCUGUUGUCCUAUGAAGGACUGAACUUAACUAGCAGGGGAAACCAUGUAAAAAUUCCAGUGCCUGGCUUGCUAAAUGAGUUGCCUGUGGAUGGGAUGAACAAGUGUCGUAUUGUGAUAUAGCUUUUUCAGCUGCUUUUGCAAUAGAGGUUUUUUAAACUAUAACGAAGACUCCAUAAUAUUGUCUUUAUUAUGAAUAAAACUGCAUGCACUCUAGAGUCAACCAGAUAACUGACACAGUAGAGGUACUGUCUUAUAGCAGUGUAAUGUGAGCCCUUCUGCUUCAGAACUUUAAGAUAAAUAUUUGGCUAAUUUUCAGUUUGUAGUAAACAUUUACCCCCCUUAACUAAAUAAAUAGAACAUUCUGCUAAAUGGCAUUGUUAGCCACCAGUGAACACCUGUUGGCAUACCUUUUGCUAGGGAGGAGGAUCAGGUGUAACAAUCCCUCACUUCCUGCACCCCUGGACCAAGACCCCCUGCACCAUCCAGCUAAAGCGUUCCACCUAAAAUGUCAAAGGCAGACCAAGUUUAUCUGAAGUCAGCGUGUGAAGUAGAAGUAAAGGCAACUGUCCACCAGACGUUAGCUUGCAUUACCUCAAGUUAGCCUGAUAAUUUCACUGCUGGAAUACACUGUCGCAAGAUACUAGUCUAUAUAAUUUCCACCAUGUGUUUUGAAAGCACAGUCGGUUUUGUAGAAUGUAUUGGAAAGAAGUCCAUAAGAGAGGCAGUUCAACUGAUAAGCGUAUAGCUUGACUUGCCCUAGCACCUGUGCUUUAAAGAAACAGGCCUUCUGUCUUUUGACCCUUGUCAGCUCACUGUAACUGUUAGUCACAAACAGUUCCAAGUACUGGUGUCUCAACACUUGUGGUCAAAUAAUCACUGCACAGGAAGUAUAGGCCUUACUUACAACACAGCAUUUCAGGAUGGGGAGAUUUCCACAUACGGUGCCAGAAAAACACCCCAAUCUCCACCAAGAGUCACAGAGUCUGUAUGAAGCAAAAUAAGACGUAUUUGGGAAUUAACACGUGUUUGUGUGCGUAAAAACAAACUGAGCUCAUAGACGAGGGGAUAGCCAAUCAGGCGUAUGCUAGGAAUGAGGAACCUGGACCAGAGCCCAUCAUCAACACACAAACAAGCUGAGUGAUAUUUGGAUAGGGGUUCUGAUAUGGGAAAGGGAGACAAGAGCAGAAAGACCAUUUGGGUAAUGGUUGCUGAUUCUUCUCAGGAAACCUGCCUGUGUACCUGAGUCCUGGUCACCUUCGGCUAGCUUGGAAAAGCAAUUGCAUCUGUUCUGCAAUCUUCUGUUACUGAAAUCUUUGGUGAGACAAAUAAAUCUUAUGUGUGUUUGCAUAUUA
Molecule: messenger RNA, 3952 nt
Organism: Hemicordylus capensis (graceful crag lizard)
Lineage: Eukaryota; Metazoa; Chordata; Lepidosauria; Squamata; Cordylidae
Gene: DNM1L
Product: dynamin 1 like
Exons: 21
Coding region: 176-2383 (735 amino acids)
Biological process (GO): mitochondrial fragmentation involved in apoptotic process; mitochondrial fission
Cellular component (GO): cytoplasm; membrane; microtubule
Molecular function (GO): microtubule binding; GTP binding; GTPase activity
Source: RefSeq, a predicted model, not a curated record